Molecule: messenger RNA, 1185 nt
Organism: Strongylus vulgaris
Lineage: Eukaryota; Metazoa; Nematoda; Chromadorea; Rhabditida; Strongylidae
Source: the annotation of a GenBank genome assembly
AUGAAGCAUGUUGAUGUUACCGUACAUGUUUUACAUGCGAUUUCGGAGCUCUGUGUCGUAGGAGGAGCUGAGAUCGUCCGCAACAUUGAUCCGUUAUUCCAGAAGCUCACACAAUUGAUAAAUGACUCGAGUAGUUUGCAGAGGAGAGAGGCGGCUUUAUGCACUAUAGGACGAAUUGCUCGUUCUACGGCAUACGUCGUUGAUCCAUACAAAGACUAUCCGAAUCUGUUGGAUGAUCUUUUGAGGUUAUUGAAAACGGAAAUGUCAUCUAAGAUGCGUCGACAGGCUAUAAGCACUCUAGGAAUUCUUGGAGCUCUGGAUCCAUACACACAUAAGGUCUUCACUGGAGCAGUUCAAUCAGCAACUUCCAUCAGUACAGCAUUGUCACUUCCUAUGGCACGAGAUGCAGCUGAUCCACGUCAAGAUAUUAUUCAAUGGUACAAUUACGAAAAGUGCACAUUGGAGGAGUUUUAUCCCGCAAUAACUAUAGCCAAUUUGAUGGUUAUGGUUCAAGACGAAGCUUUCACACAAUACUACAAAGAGAUUGCGCAAGCUUUGUUGACAAUCUUCCGAAGUUUAGGCGAUUCUUUCCCACAGUACGUCCAACAAGUGGUACCACGAUUGAUAGAAGUAACUCGAGCAUGUCGCGGAAGACCGUCACAUCGGGAAUUCUUCUUACGACAGCUGGCUAGUCUUGUUGCUAUAAUAAAAGUACAUGCUAAGCCAUACAUGAAGCAGAUUUUCAGCUUGAUCGCUGAUGCUUGGAGCGAAGAUCAAAACGUAAAAGUUACUGUGGUCAGCGUAUUGGAGCAGAUAGGAACGGCUAUGGGGCAAGAAUUUGCCCCGCAUGUUGCUGAGCUCAUACCAUAUCUGCUGCGCGUGGUUCAGACUGACAAGAGUGAAGAUAGAAAGUUAACAGCUCAGGUUCUAUUAUGCGUCAAAUCACUCUCUGGCUGCUUAACGCCUCAUCUCCAUCUUGUUCUUCCUCCUGUUCUUACUAUACUUGACGACUCAGCUGUCCCCAUAGGCGUAAGACAAUCAGCCUUAGAUACUAUACUUCACCUCACUCGCAGCGAUGAUCUUUCUGAUUACGCUCCUCGUCUCAUGCAAACCUGGCAGCGUGGGAUCUCAGUUACGGCGCUUCAACCACAGUUACUUGAACUACUUAUCGAGAUUGUGAAUCAG